Racocetra fulgida is the source of this 362-nucleotide messenger RNA. The record is from the annotation of a GenBank genome assembly. Lineage: Eukaryota; Fungi; Glomeromycota; Glomeromycetes; Diversisporales; Gigasporaceae.
AUGAAAUUCAGAAGGAAUAUUUAAUUUGUCCGGAUAAAGCUACUAAUUUUAACCACAAAGUCUUAACCAAUUUUUUCCGAAACAGUAAAUUAUUGCUGGAAAAAAUUGCGGCUGGCCAGGAGAAAACUCGACCUGCAACUAUCAACCAAUUAAUUAUUAAGGAGAAAAAAGAAUUGUUUUCACCCCAAACUCAGGAGAAACUUUGGGAAUUGAUUGCUAAACAAGACUUAAUUUUAUUAAAAGUUGAAACCAUCGAUACCGUUACUUUUUUAGCCAAAAAAUACCAACUAGACAAGCAAAAAAUUUGUCAAAAACUUUUUGGGGAAAAGAAAAAUAUCGUGGUUAUCAGCGAAGAACAAUGA